AUUUCCUGUAUGGGGUUGAGCCGGAGAGAGUGACAGACAGUCAGUUAGUAAUGCUGGCAGACAGACAGACCGACAGACCGAUGGGUUCGCCUGCUGGGAGCAUGAAGACUGACAUGUGAAAGCCGGAGGAAGGAGGGAACCAUGAAAGUCGCCUCUGUGGUCUUCUACGGUGUCGCUCUGGGGCUCCUUGCCGUCGGCCUGCGAGAGCUGCUGACUGGCUUCGAGGAGAACAGAUGCAGUAUGACCUACAUGUUUGAAUACCCAGAGUACAGGCGUGUGGCCCUUCCUCGGCGUGUGGCCCGACUGUACCCAGCGUAUGGGCUCUACCUUUAUGGAGAGGGUCUAUACGCCCAGGAGACCCGAGGGCUUAAACUCUCGGGCGCCCCUGUGCUCUUCCUGCCUGGAAAUGCUGGCAGUUACAAACAAGCUCGCUCCCUGGGCUCGGUGGCCCUCAGGAAGGCUGAAAACUUGGAGGGAGGUCUCCAUUUCAAUGUUUUCACCGUGGACUUCAAUGAGGAGCUGGUUGCGCUUUACGGUGGCAGUUUGCUCCAGCAGACACACUUCCUGCAUGAGAGCAUUAAAGCCAUCUUAAGGCUGUACAAGAAUCUGAAGACUCCUCCCCAGAGUGUGGUGCUUGUGGGCCACUCCAUGGGAGGGGUGGUGGCCCGGGCGUUGUUCACUUUGCCCCGCUUCAACACUAAUCUGGUCAGCCUGAUCAUUACUCAGGCCUCUCCGCACCUGGCCCCAGUACUGUCCCUGGACCCAUACCUGCUGGGUUUCUACUCUUCAGUGAGACAUAAGUGGCUGAACCAGGCAAACAAACUCAGGAACAUCACAGUCCUGUCCGUUGGGGGCGGUUACCGUGACUACCAGGUCCGGUCUGGUCUAACAUCUCUGCCGUGUCCUUCAGGAGACCCCAAUAAGUUAUCACUGGUGGCAACUGCAGUUCCCAGGACAUGGGUGUCAACCGACCACCUCUCCAUUGUUUGGUGUAAAGAGCUUGUUCUUGCCACUGUCAGGGCCUUCUUCGACCUCAUUGAUCCCGAAACCAGACAGUUCACAGAUAACCAGGAGAAGAAAAUAGCCGUACUUAACCAUCACUUCAUCAGACAUCCUGUCAGGAUGGUGGGAGAAGAUCACAGUGUUUCCAUCUCAACCUUAGAUUUUCCUGAAGAAUGGAGUGAAGUGAACACACUGCGUUUGGCUUACAGCACACCGAAGGAAGGACAGGAGAAAUAUUUUAUGUUUACUCUGUCGAGUCGCAGGAAAGCCUACAGCCAUUUCUACUGCCGGAGCAGCAACCUGGAGAUGACUAGCUGGGUGUAUGGCUGUGUGCACAAGAAUGGUUCAUGUCUACAUCCUGUUGAUCUAUCUGUGGGAACUGAGCUGCUGCCACCAUACAAGGUCCUGAUUUUGAGUUUCAGUGAUUUGUCUUCAGUUACUCAUCUAGUUGUUUCGGCCUCCAACCUCAAUGGCAAACAGUUUACGGUGGAAUGUGAAUGGCAAAGACAAGAAUCUCUGACUCUGUCUGUCCCAGUACCACAUGUCCUGUCCUUCGGUUUGACUUUCAGCGACGUUACCGUCAACUCUUCUGGACUUCUACACACCAUCAAGCUUCAUCACUUUAACCAGGUAUAUCAGGCAUUCAGAAUAAAUGUUGCAAGCCAAUGCAAAGUACAAAAAGAUAGAUUGUCCAAUGUGUACAGAAUAAUGGUACCAUGGUUUCGAGAGGACUCUAUAACCACAGUCAGUGUGCCCUCAGUUACCGAGAUCUCAGGGAUGCUCCACACAAGCAGCCCAGACAACACAUCAGAUGUUCUCCUUCAGCUUCACACUGCCCCCAAUUGCCAGUACAAGGUGUCAAUAAGGACUUCUUUACCAAGGGUGAUUGGACAGAUAUUGAGGUUCUGUGGUCCUAUGGUACCAGUGUACACAGCUGCAACUCUCCUGCUGGCCUGUGGGGGCCAGCUGUCAUCCAUCCUGAAGUCGAGGCGAGCUGCAGACAUGAGCCAGGUGGUGGGCAAAGGCCUGCAGCCUCACAAAGUCAACCUGCCCGUUUAUGUCCUGCACGUCUUACUUAGCUGUAGCCGCUUUCAAGAGUUCUGGUCAAUUCUCUGCCUCCCCCCCAUGGAUGUUCUGCCUGCAUCCUCUCCUGAUGCAAUGUUUCAUAAUGGCGUGGUACUAGUUGAAGAAUGGCCCCACCUCCUGUCCCCUCUGCUGUACAUUUUUGGGGCAGCAGUGGCAUACUGGGGGAGCACACUGCUCCAUCUCAUUAUGCGACUGAUCUCAUUAUUAUUAGCUCCACUACACAGACCGUCUGUCUCUAGAGACUGUGCCACCCUGCGGCUUCGGACCCAGAUACUCAUCGCCCUCUGUCUGACAGUUAUCGGCGGGAUUUCCUGUGGAGCAUUUUCAGUCUUUGCUGCUUUUUCGCUGCACCUUUAUAGGGUGCUAAGGCUACAAAUGACGGAGAGGUCUUUGAGUCACAUGCUGAAUCUGGCGCCCCGGAAGCACGAAGACACUGAGAAUGGCACGGUCAACGUUGAGUGCUUGAGCAGGUCUAAAGAGUGUAACGGCACCCCCCUGCUGUCUGAAUGUGCACUGGAGGAGGUGAGAGAUGAUCUACAGCUCCACCUCUGCCUAUCGGCACUCUUCACGCUACCUGUCAUGCUCAGUACACCAUCACUUAUCCACUGGAUCCGCAACCUGAGAUAUACCACCCAGUUGGAUCCUGACCCUUGUUGGCCACACAUUGUGCCUCUAGUUACUGUUUACAUGCUGCUUAUUAACUGCAACACUUUGAAACUCUACAACAGUAAACUACUGCCUCUGGCUUCCUGCCUCCCUCUGCCCUUGGCCAUCACCAUGGUGACCUUCUCUCCACUUCACCUCUACAGAGUCACCUACUUCGUGUUACUGACACUCAUCCCUCUGGCGUGUUGUUGCCUGCUCUGACGGUAUCUGGCUGGUUUCAGUCUACGUCUCUACCAUUACAAGCCUUCCUCUAAGUUACAGCCUGACUCAGUGAAGCUGACUGAGGCUGAUGUGUCAAGCUGCCAUGGAGCAGAACUAUAGACAUAUAUAGCUUGGGGAACUGCCUGUUAAAUGCUAGCACUAAAAGCUCCAUGGCAUUUACCCUGUAUUUUUAAAAUGAGAUGAUGUAAAGGCCUUGGAACAUUUGGUGCAAAUAUGGCUCCAUUAGAAUGACCUGAAACCAAGUUUGCCUUACUCUGUAUAUCUAUAGCUCUGCCUUCAAGGAGCAAGAACUCCAAAACCAGUGAAGCUACUUAUACUAGAGACUCUCAAACAGGGUGUUAGUGUAAAAUGCACUGUUUUGUUUUCCUUCUUUCUUGUGACUGUCACUGUGGCUGCCAUGUUGUAAACUCUCACACUGCCUCCUGCUUAGCAAGGGCAGUUGUGUUUAGCUGGCACCUACUGACUGUCGCAGCCCUGUCACAAAACAAGCGGCAGUGCCAUAACUUUCGUUCCAUAAGGAAAGUCCAAAGUCAACUUUCUAAGGAGUUUGCCUUUUACACAGGAACAACGCGACAGGAGAUUUUCCACUCAGAUGUGUUCACAACCACACAGAAAUCCCCGUAGUCGGGAGAAGGGUGGUGCAGCAGAGGCAGGGCAUAAAGUAUGAAUUCCCCUACGGAGAUCACAUGUUUUGUUUUCAUUACAUUGACACUGUUGUCGACCCUUAUCACUGAAAGCUCUCUUGAUGUCUUCUUCUCUGUCUUCUACAUGUUACUGCUACUGCUUUUUUAUCCUUAUAUAUAUAUAUUUUUUUUUUAAAUUUUUUUAUAUUUUUCGGUUUUGUUAGAAAUGUCAUCAACACAACCACUUGCUCGCAAUGAAUCCUGCAGUGGAUCUUAUGUUUUCUCACAUUGGCUCAUUCGAAUAUUUUUCACAGUUUUACUAGAGGCCGGCUCGGUGAAAGUCUGGAGGCCGUCCCUUGGACAUUUGUGUUCUCACAAACAGCCCCUCUGAGAGUUCAGUGGAUGUCUGAAAGCACCUUUAGUGGUAGUAUGCUAUCGUCACUCCCACCUUCAUUCACUUAACUAUAAGCAAUAGUGACUGUUCAAUUACUCAUCUAUAAGAAGCACCUAUAGUUUUUUAUAGACAAAAUUAAUACUGACAUUUUCCUAUCUGAAAGACAUAAGCCCAAGUCUUCCCCUCAUGUUUAACUGUGGAUAAAUGCACAAUCAUUUUAACAGCACUAAUUUCAUCGGUAUACACCCUCAUGUCACACUCACACUGAAUCUGCUGCUCUGAUUUUUUUUUCUUCAAAAGAAACUAUCAUCUAACUUCUUUUAAAAACAACUCAGCAACUCAAACGUUCAGAGGGUGGUGAGGACUUAG
This is a messenger RNA of Pleuronectes platessa (European plaice), 4362 nucleotides long. It is a transcript of the gene pgap1, whose product is annotated as post-GPI attachment to proteins inositol deacylase 1. NCBI's taxonomy places the organism in Eukaryota, Metazoa, Chordata, Actinopteri, Pleuronectiformes, Pleuronectidae. Gene Ontology annotation, molecular function: phosphatidylinositol deacylase activity. Gene Ontology annotation, biological process: GPI anchor metabolic process; endoplasmic reticulum to Golgi vesicle-mediated transport. Gene Ontology annotation, cellular component: endoplasmic reticulum. The transcript is spliced from 26 exons. The record is from RefSeq and is a predicted model, not a curated record. Bases 142 to 2955 code for a protein of 937 amino acids.